Messenger RNA from Penicillium egyptiacum, 966 nucleotides. Lineage: Eukaryota; Fungi; Ascomycota; Eurotiomycetes; Eurotiales; Aspergillaceae. The record is from the annotation of a GenBank genome assembly.
AUGCUAGGCUUCUCGAGAAAUCGAAUGAGCAAGCUCCUCCUUGCGGCGGCUUUCUCUCUUGUCGUCUUCGUUAUUCAACAGCUCAGCUACGCCGAAAAUUUUGCCCUCGCCGGGCAGUUGUCUGAGUCUAUAAAGGUAGUCAACAGAUGCACUCCUAAUGCCCUCGAGCCUCUCAAUACCUUCCACCCUAUAAUCGACUCCGAAAUACCCAACAUUGUCCACCAACUAUGGAAAACAACCAAUCUCCAAGAAUAUCCUACAAAAAUGAAAGCAUCCCAUGAGUCAUGGAAGACCAUAUUCGAGCCCCAAAAUUACACCGUCAAGCUCUGGACUGACGACGACGUCCUCAAACUCAUCAAGGCCAAAUAUGCCUGGCUACUGCCGACAUAUAUGGGAUAUCCUUACAAUAUCCAACGAGCCGAUAUCGCUAGACUGCUUAUAGUCUAUACUGAAGGCGGUAUCUACGCAGACCUAGACGUUUUUCCUAGGUCAGCCGAGCGGAUACAAUGCCUCCAACACCUCGGCUUGCAAGCCAUAUUCUCCCCCACAGCAGGGACACUCGGCCUAAGUAACCACUUCUUUAUGGCCGAGCGUGGUUCUCCAAUCCUACAGUGGGUGCUCUACGAAGUCAAGCGGCGGGGGCUAGUGUCGCGACGGAUAGUUUUGCCGUACCUACAGGUCUUUUGGUCUACGGGGCCGAUGAUGUUGACGGCGGCGUUCAGAGAAUACGCUUGGAUAUACGGCACGCUACGUGACAAUAUAGGGCUGAUGGACGAACGGUAUGGCGGCGCAGUGAUAGGACAUGCUGCUGGGCGGUCUUGGCAUGGGGCGGACGGGCAGGCGUUGAAUUAUAUUGCGGAUCAUGCGCAGACUAGGAUACUAUUAAGUGGUGUUGCAUGGGUAAUUCCAAUGUUGGGGGUUAUCUAUUUUGUUAGGAGAUACUAUGGCAGAAUCGCUACUAGAUGA